This is a messenger RNA of Lactuca saligna, 411 nucleotides long. Lineage: Eukaryota; Viridiplantae; Streptophyta; Magnoliopsida; Asterales; Asteraceae. The record is from the annotation of a GenBank genome assembly.
AUGUGUGAGACAUUGGGCCUAAACCUUUUUCAAUUGCAGGAUGUUGAUGUGAAUGCUUUUCUUCAAAACCCAACAUUUGUGAUGGCUAUUGGAGACAUUAUUCGCUCGUUUAAAAACCAAGUCAACGCGAAAAACAACGAUGGGGAGGAUGAUGGGGAAGAUGAAAACAACUACGACGCCUUUAGGGAUGACUACGAUAAAUUGCGGCGACGUAUACCUCCGGGGAGGUUUGUCGGAGAAACUCCGGCCGGUUGCCGGAAUAUUAAUAGAGACGACGUUAUUUUCGACGAUAAUGAUGUAUUAGGGACGACGGGUAUUGGAGACGGAAAUAUUAGAGACGACAACGGGCUAUUAGCUAUGAAGCAAUUACGGCGACACAUUAGCGACGACAUGUCGUCGCAAUACUUUUAG